Messenger RNA from Salvelinus sp. IW2-2015, 2520 nucleotides. It is a transcript of the gene cdkl1, whose product is annotated as cyclin dependent kinase like 1 (CDC2 related kinase). Gene Ontology annotation, biological process: protein phosphorylation. The record is from RefSeq and is a predicted model, not a curated record. Lineage: Eukaryota; Metazoa; Chordata; Actinopteri; Salmoniformes; Salmonidae. Gene Ontology annotation, molecular function: ATP binding; protein serine/threonine kinase activity. Gene Ontology annotation, cellular component: nucleus.
AGGCAGUGUGUGAGGGGGUGGAGUCUGUUCCUAUGGAGACCAGGCUGAAAAGGCUGUGUGUGAGGGGGUGGAGUCUGUUCCUAUGGGGACCAGGCUGAAAAGGCGGUGUGUGAGGGGGUGGAGUCUGUUCCUAUGGGGACCAGGUUGAAAGCGAAAGCCUUCUGAGAGAGAGAGCAGCUCGACCUACAGUUCCAACAACGUGAAUGUCCAUCUCCAUUCUCCUCAGUCGAUGUGUUUGCCAGUCAAGCGUGUCUCUCCGCUCUGAAUUUCUUAUUUUGCAAACUGUACAUCCAAACGACACCUGGACAUCUCAAAUCAAGGACCGCGUUUCUUGGACCAAAACAAGUGUAAAUCUGCUGGACCUGGUCGACUGCUCUGCGACUACUACCACUCCGAGUCAGUCCUGAGACAUCACCAUGGAGAAGUAUGAGAAGAUGGGGAAGAUCGGGGAGGGGUCCUACGGCGUGGUGUUCAAGUGCAGGAACAGGGACACGGGACAGAUCGUUGCCAUCAAGAAGUUUGUGGAGUCUGAAGACGAUCCUGUCAUUAAGAGGAUCGCUCUGAGAGAGAUUAGGAUGCUGAAGCAACUGAAGCACUCCAACCUGGUGAACCUGAUUGAGGUGUUCAGACGUAAACGUAAGCUACACCUGGUGUUUGAAUACUGUGAUCACACCGUCCUCAACGAGCUGGACCGAUACCCCAGAGGUGUUCCAGAACAUCUGGUAAAAAGCAUCACCUGGCAGACACUCCAGGCUGUCAACUUCUGUCAUAAACAGAACUGCAUCCACAGAGAUGUGAAGCCCGAGAAUAUCCUCAUCACUAAACAGCAGGUCAUUAAGCUCUGUGACUUCGGAUUCGCCAGGAUCCUCACCGGUCCAUGUGACUACUACACAGACUAUGUGGCAACGCGAUGGUACCGUGCCCCUGAGCUGCUCGUGGGUGAUACUCAGUAUGGAGCUCCUGUUGAUGUUUGGGCGCUGGGCUGUGUCUUCUCUGAGCUGCUCUCUGGCAUCCCCCUCUGGCCUGGCAAGUCAGACAUGGACCAGCUCUACCUCAUCAGGAAGACACUGGGAGACCUGAUCCCCCGCCACCAGCAGGUAUUCAGUAAGAACCAGUUCUUCAGUGGAGUGUGCAUCCCAGAGCCUCAGGAAAUGGAAACUCUGGAACUGAAAUACCCCAACCUAUCAUAUCAAGCACUGAGUCUGAUGAAGGGCUGCCUGCGUAUGGACCCGUCGGAGCGGCUGACCUGUGAGCAGCUUCUGGAGCACCCGUACUUCGACAGCCAACGGGAGGAGAGCGAGAGCACCGGACGGGAACAUGACCGCUCCACCAAGAAGAGGUCACGCCUCCUGCCCCGCAAACACCUCCCACCUGGGUAUUUGCCUCAGCUCACCAGCAGCAGUAUCUUCCCAGCUCUGGACAACAAGAAGUACUAUACCAGCCUGAGGAAAUUCAACUACCACUUCCCUAACAUCUAAAUCCACCAUUUUGGUUCAGAAAUUCAACUACCACUUCCCUAACAUCUAAAUCCACCAUUUUGGAUCAGAAAUUCAACUACCACUUCCCUGACAUCUAAAUCCACCAUUUUGGAUUUGAAUGGUCCAGUUGCACAUUCAUCAACAUAUACCGUGUUCACGGUGCUAGUCAGAACUAGGAAACGGACAUUUCCUGGUUGUAGUUAUAGGUGUGUCGCGUACAAUGAAUCAACAAGUGGGACAUUUCUGAGUUUUCUAGUUCCGACUAGCAUGUAAACACGGCAAUAUUCUGGUCAGCUCAGGAACCAGGAAGUGAAUCACAACGUGGAAGGACAGGGAGAAGUCCUUGUGUCUUGUGAUGUCAUUCUAUGCACUGUCAACUUUUUUUUUUUUUCUACUGAAAGACAAUUUUAUUAUGUGGUGUUGCCUCCAUUGAAGGCGUAUUUUGUAUAUCUAUAUAAUGUUGACAAGGAGCAGCCUAGUGCUCAGCUGUUAGAUUGAGGUUGUCUUCCAGGCAGACUACGUUGCACGUCAUCGACUGUGCCGGCCUGGCUAUAACAUAUGUGGUUGAUUUGAUACGUAAAACACCUAUCCAGACAUUGUGAGAUCUGGCAGGCGUCUGCAAUGUAGUCAACCUGGGAACACAGCCAGAUACUUGUGUAGAACGGAGGGAGCACCAUCGCCUACUGCCUUGACUGGUUUUGCCAAAUGUUAUUUGUGUUUUUUUUUUAAAUAAUGAGCGAGACAGUUGACAUUUUUUGGUAGUGAUUUGCGUUUUGUUAAAAUAUUGAUUUUCUCAGAAGUAGGUUUGAGUCAUUUGUGAAGAAAUGUAACAGAAGGUGAAAGGUCAGCUCGGCUUUAUUUUAUUGGACAGAAAUUGUUAAUAAGCGAUUGUCUGAAAUGAUCAGCGUAGCUUUGUGGAUUAAAUACAGUAAGGGUUCUAUUCAGUCUAGAUCUCUGAAGCGAUGUGCACGGAACAGAAAUAUACAUGUAAAGUGUUGGUCCCAUGUUUCAUGAGCUGAAAUAAAAGAUCCCAGAAAUGCUC